GAUCCAAAAUUGUCACGAACCAAACGCGGUAAAAACGCCGUAAAACCCUGCAGCCGCGAAAGAGCGGGAGGAGAAUCGAGAAUUCCCAAAUCGCCGAAACUCUGAAACACCCGAAAUGGAGGAGCAACCCCACGCUGCCGAUUCCUCCUCCUCCGCCAGCCAGACGAACUGGCGGAAGGAGGUGGAUGAGCUGCUUCGGCGGAUGCACUCCCUCCUCUUCGGCGCCGACGCCGCGCUCGAGCGCGGGGAUGCGGCGGCGGCGCAGGUUCUCGUGCUCCGCCUCCUCGGCUUCCUCGAUUCCCAGACCCUCUCCGCCUACACGGGUCCUGAAGCCGCCUUCGUCGCGCCCAUCCGCGCCGCAGCCUCUUCCCGUCUCGCCGCUGCCUCCCGCGCUGGCGCCUCCGUCUCGGACCGUGCAGCGUUUGAGCUCGCAAAAAAGAAUGCUGGUUGUGUUUUUCCAAAGCAAGGAGACGUUAGCAUUGAAAAGAUGAAGUGUUCAAAGUAUUUUCAGGCUUUUCAUGAGAAAUCCAAAGGAAAUGUUGCUGAUCAACAGAACUCAGCUUGCGAGAAGUUCACGAUUCAAGGGGGUCCACAUAUUGAGGAAAGCCCAGCUGGCAUAGACAAUGAGAAGCUUAGCAUCGGGGCUUCAAAAUUGAUGGCACAAUCAAAAAUAACAUCAUUGUACGGUAACAAGUUCUUGAAGGCAAAUAGUGUGUCAGACAAGAAUAUGUUCAAAUCAGAGGGGAACAUGUCUAAAGAGUUUGCUUGUGUUGAGAAUGAGAUCAGAACAAAUCAAAAUGAUAACACACAUCCUGCUUAUCUGGGGGUUGAAGAGGAUAAGAAACAUUGUGGGCCAUUGCAGACUUCAAAACGAAAGCAUACAGGGUUCAGAAGUCCUAUAUGUGAACAUGUGAAUUCUCCAUUAAGCCAAGAUGAAGCUGAUGCUCCUGCCAAUGGGUUUGUGACUGCUAGGAUAAAGUUGGCGAUGGACACUGUGCAAAAGCAUGGGCAUAAUGGUCACCAAGGUGCUUCUGUAUCUCCGCAAUGUGAUAACAACCUUAGUACACGGAAUUAUGGUGUGAGGCCAAGCUGGAAUUCUCGUCGUGGACCACGUGGUAAUUUUGUCCCCCCUAUCCGAAACAAUGGAGGAUCUGCUUGCAACGCAAUCAACUCACGAGGAGUUGCUGGAAAAAAUGAUGAUUCCAUGGAAGAUUCAAUAAAGAAAUGCUUAGAAAUGCUUUGUGGCCCUGAUGGUGAGCUUCCUGAGAAGUUGAGGAAUUUGGAACCUCGCCUUAUUGAGCAUGUUAGUAACGAAAUAAUGGAUAAAGACCCUAAUGUUCGCUGGGAUGACAUAGCUGGUUUGGAUCAUGCAAAGAAGUGUGUGACAGAGAUGGUUAUUUGGCCCCUACUGCGUCCAGACAUCUUUCGUGGUUGUCGGUCUCCUGGAAGAGGACUACUACUAUUUGGACCUCCUGGAACAGGCAAAACCAUGAUUGGAAAAGCAAUUGCUGGUGAGGCUAAGGCAACAUUUUUCUACAUAUCUGCAAGUUCACUCACGAGCAAAUGGAUUGGCGAGGGCGAAAAGCUAGUCCGGGCACUAUUUGGUGUAGCCUCUUGUCGUCAUCCCGCUGUCAUAUUUGUGGAUGAGAUUGAUUCACUACUAUCUCAGCGCAAAUCAGAUGGUGAACAUGAAUCAAGUAGGAGGUUAAAAACACAGUUUCUAAUUGAGAUGGAAGGUUUUGACAGUGGAAACGAGCAAAUUUUACUUAUAGGAGCAACAAACAGACCUCAAGAAUUAGAUGAAGCAGCACGCAGGCGACUGACAAAGCGUCUAUACAUCCCCCUUCCUUCAUCAGAAGCACGUACUUGGAUAAUUCGCAAUCUAUUGGAAAAGGAUGGCCUUUUCAAGCUCUCAGAGAAAGAAACAGGUGUCAUCUGCAAGUUAACAGAAGGUUACUCGGGAUCUGAUAUGAAAAAUCUUGUGAAAGAUGCCUCAAUGGGGCCGCUGAGAGAAGCUCUCCAACAGGGUGUGGAAAUCACAAAGCUCAACAAGGAGGAAGUGCGUCCGGUGAUGCUCAAGGACUUUGAGGCUGCUCUGCAGGAGGUCAGACCUUCUGUUUCCACAAGCGAAUUGGGGAUUUAUGAAGAAUGGAACAUGCAGUUUGGCAGCCUAUCAAUCUAAUUUGUAUGGGGAUAUUCUCAAGUACUACCUCCGGCCCAUAAUGUAAGACGUUUUUGCAAGCUAUGAUAGCUUGCAAAAUAGCUUGCAAAAAACGUCUUACAUUAUGGGAUGUAGUAGUAAGUACAAAUAAAAUCAUCACAACAGAUAAGUGGCUCAAUGAUUUCACCAUGAAUAUUACCACAAAUAAGUGGUUCAUUGAUUAACCCACAACAUUACACGUCAUUAAUAGUGCUGCCUGCCAUGCACCUCUUCUGUAUCACCUUAAGUGAAAAUGAACGAUAGAAAAUAACAGCUAACCUGUUGUUACAUAAAUUUCAAGUUACAAUAUGUUUGUGAGCC
Molecule: messenger RNA, 2521 nt
Organism: Aegilops tauschii subsp. strangulata
Lineage: Eukaryota; Viridiplantae; Streptophyta; Magnoliopsida; Poales; Poaceae
Product: ATPase family AAA domain-containing protein FIGL1
Molecular function (GO): ATP binding; ATP hydrolysis activity
Source: RefSeq, a predicted model, not a curated record